AUGAGAAGUAGUCGCCAUGGAGAGGUUUAUAUAUUCGACCAUGUAUUUAAGCAGGAAUGUACAAAUUCAGAUGUAUAUGGAUCUGUAGUAAAACCUUUAGUCGAUUCCUUCAUGGAAGGUUUCAAUGCCACAAUAUUUGCAUAUGGCCAAACAUCUUCUGGCAAAACACACACCAUUUUGGGCAAUAAAACAGAUCCUGGGCUUUUCCAAUUAGUAUCCAAUCAGUUAUUCCAGCAUGUGGCAGACCAGGUUGAUAAGAGGUACUUGAUUAGAUGCAGUUAUAUUGAAAUCUACAAUGAAAAGAUCAAUGACCUCCUGGAUAAGAGCAAUCAGGGUUUAACUAUAAGAGAAGAUAUCAAAGGAAAUGUGCUGCUUGAUGCAAGGGAAGCUGUCGUAGACAAUGUUGAUAAAGUUAUGGAGAACAUGAUGCAGGGCAAUAAGAUCAGACGAGUUGCAGCUACUCGCAUGAAUGAGAGGUCAUCUCGAUCACACACGAUUUUCCGGAUUAUUCUGGAGUCGAAAGAUGCCAAUCAGAAAGAUGGACCUGUACAUAUAAGCUACCUUAACUUAAUGGACUUAGCUGGUUCUGAGAGAGUUUCUCUGACGAAAGCUGCGUGA
Molecule: messenger RNA, 618 nt
Organism: Acanthoscelides obtectus
Lineage: Eukaryota; Metazoa; Arthropoda; Insecta; Coleoptera; Chrysomelidae
Source: the annotation of a GenBank genome assembly